Linum trigynum is the source of this 210-nucleotide messenger RNA. The record is from the annotation of a GenBank genome assembly. Lineage: Eukaryota; Viridiplantae; Streptophyta; Magnoliopsida; Malpighiales; Linaceae.
AUGGAGGAGAGGAGGUUUGAGGAGAGACGUCGUUCACAUCCUCACUCCGUCGCCGCCCACAUCCUCACUCUGCCGUGCGUCGGUCAAAGCGCUCGAAUCAACACCGUCAACAUCCUCACCGCCUUUGUCUGGUCGCCACCUCGCAGAGUCAUCGUUUACCUAAAUCUGUUGUCCUCGGCCGCCGCUGCGGCCUGUCGGGCCCCUUCCUGA